AUGGGAUAUGCAAAAGCAAUCUUCAGAGCAUUCGCUAUCUGCCUUUGCAUUGCCUCUCUAUUGAUUUUAACGGAGAGUAGCAGGAGAGCUCGGCCGCCUAGAUGUCCCUCGGGUUGCACAUGCACCAAAGAUAAUGCGUUGUGUGGAAACACAGGGUCGAUUCCUCGCAGCUUUCCGCCCGAUGUCAUUGCGUUAUCAUUUGUGAAGUCCGGUUUCACUGAAAUACCCAAGGAAAGCUUCAUACACACACCAGCCCUGCAUCUCCUCCUUUUCACAGCUAAUUCCUUUGAAUCUAUAAAUGAAGAUGCCUUCCUUGGUCUUCCACAUCUGGAGUAUUUAUUUAUUGAAGACAACCAAAUCAAAUCCAUAUCACCUUAUGCUUUCAGAGGCCUAAAGUCCCUGAUUCAUUUGAGCCUUGCCUUCAAUAAGCUCGAGUCACUACCAAAAGACCUGUUUAAGGGAAUGGAUGCCUUGACCAAAGUGGAUCUCCGUGGGAAUCGCUUCAUCUGCGAUUGUAAGCUGAAGUGGCUGGUGGACUGGAUGGUUAACACAAACGCAACCGUAGACCAGAUAUCGUGCAGCGGUCCUCCACAAUACCAGGACCGGAAAAUUAAUGACCUUUCUCCCCAGCAUUUUGACUGUAUAACAACAGAGUUUGCUGUCCGUAAAUCGGAACCAUUCCAGUCAAUUUCCGUUGAGGCCUUUUCGUUCGGGAGUGAUCAGUUUGUGGUUUUCGCCCAGCCUUUUAUCGGGAAAUGCAGCUUCAUGGAAUGGGAUCAUGUCAACAUGGACUUCAGGAAUUUUGAUGACAUUAAGAGCACUUCCACUGUCAUUUGCAAGCCAUUGGUCAUUGAUAAUCAAUUAUUUAUCAUAGUGGCUCAACUCUUUGGUGGCUCUCACAUCUACAAGAGGGAUAUCUCUGCCAACAAAUUCAUCAAAAUCCAAGACAUAGACAUUUUAAAAAUAAGGAAACCCAACGAUGUGGAGAUUUUCCGCGUUGAAGGGGAGUCUUUCUUCAUCAUCGCUGAUAGCUCCAAAGCCGGCUCCACCACGGUGUACAAGUGGAAUGGCAAUGGCUUCUACUCCCAUCAGUCCCUCCACCCGUGGUAUCGUGACACGGACGUGGAGUACCUGGAAAUUUCUGGAAAACCUCACUUGAUUCUGUCCAGCAGCUCCCAGCGGCCGGUCAUCUACCAGUGGAACAAGAGCACCAAGCUUUUCGAGCGACGCACGGACAUUCCCGAGAUGGAGGACGUUUAUGCUGUGAAGCACUUUAAAGCGAAGAGUGACCUGUACAUAUGCCUCACUCGUUUUAUCGGCGACUCCAAGGUGAUGAAGUGGGACGGCAGCAUGUUCAGCGAGAUCCAGACCAUGCCUUCCCGCGGCUCCAUGGUCUUUCAGCCUUUCGCCGUGGCCAGCUGGCAGUAUGCUAUUCUUGGCAGUGACUACUCCUUCACCCAGGUCUACCGCUGGGACGCUAAGAAAGGCCAAUUCGUUCACUUCCAGGAGCUGAAUAUCCAAGCUCCCAGAGCUUUCUGUCCAGUGUCCAUCGACAACCGCGAGUUUCUCCUGGCCUCCAGUUUUAAAGGGAAGACUCAGAUUUAUGAACAUCUGGUCAUUGAUUUGAGCAAUUGA
Messenger RNA from Chanos chanos (milkfish), 1635 nucleotides. It is a transcript of the gene lgi1a, whose product is annotated as leucine-rich, glioma inactivated 1a. The transcript is spliced from 8 exons. Gene Ontology annotation, molecular function: protein binding. The record is from RefSeq and is a predicted model, not a curated record. Gene Ontology annotation, biological process: myelination. Lineage: Eukaryota; Metazoa; Chordata; Actinopteri; Gonorynchiformes; Chanidae. Bases 1 to 1635 code for a protein of 544 amino acids.